CAAACUAGGACCUUGGGAGUGGCUGCAUUGGAGUGGUGUUGCAACACGUCUGGUGAACUGUCGUUGCAUGAGAAAGAUUGCAUUCACAGAGACUGGCAGAUUUGGGUUCAUGGAGUUGUCGUUGCUCCACUGCGGGACCGAAGGGCUUUGGUUCAUGUCCGACGCGCUAGCGACAGCCUAAGAAAUCUGAAGUGGCUGGACAGACACCUGUGUGGAAUGCUUUUCGGUCAGGGAACGGAGGUGAGCUUUUCUGCUGCCCUUCAAGCGAUACAUUAUUACACCCACAAGGACGCCUUCUACCACCAGGUGUGGAUGCGAGGGUUUCCUGCUGGUGUGUGCACACCGAUACGCUGUAUGAUUACCACACCAUGUCAUUACAAGAGACUGCUGGCCACCACAAUGACAAAAUACAUGUGCACACUGCCGUUGGGGAGGUGUGAGAAAUCGAUCGCAGUCUAUGUAGACGUAUCCUCGGAUGUGCCUGGCUUCGGGGACUGGUGGGAAACGUUUAUACAAGCGGAAGGUGGCACCAUAGUGGAGAAGUCUGAAUGGUGGGCGAGAGACAGAGAAGGACGGGAAAGGAUGCGUCUAAGCAAUCACGACUGUGUCAUUCUGGAUGUUGAUUAUGAAGAGUCGGAGGAGGAUCGCAAGUACCUGAAUGCACUCGUGGAUAUUCAGACGCCACAGCAAGUGUUUGCUGUGACAGGCACACUGUCGCGAAUAGGAGGUCUCACAUCCAAUUUCGACCACUUGAAGCAGAUGUUCUGGCACAUAAAUGGCUUCGCCUUCGUUCCCUUCUCCAACCUCCCAACCAAUUGGCGAAUAUGGUGCAACAAGUACCAAAACCACUCCACCAUCAACUUUGUGGAGAUAGUGAAGUGGGCCUGCCUUGAUGUUCUUGUGAGGCGAAAUGAGGCAUCCGUGGUCUCAAAUGUAUCAAUGAUUGCAUAA
Molecule: messenger RNA, 951 nt
Organism: Hydatigera taeniaeformis
Lineage: Eukaryota; Metazoa; Platyhelminthes; Cestoda; Cyclophyllidea; Taeniidae
Source: the annotation of a GenBank genome assembly